AUGCGUGUCUGUGGAAUCUAUUUUAUUACGCCCGGUGAUCGUGAUACACCUCUCCCUAUUCUUGCUUCCCGCCUGCGUACCGAAGUCGUCGACCUCACUGCCAACCACACACUCACUCAAAUCUUUUAUAAUCCUUACCCACCAAAGUCUACCAAUGAAGCUCUCGCCAAUCCCAAGGAGGCCAAAUAUACCUUUCCUCUUUAUGAAUCAUCUGCUAUUCGGUCCUUUUCAGCAGAAAUAGGUUCAAAAUUCAUAAACGGGGUCAUCAAGCCAAGGCAGGAGGCCAAAGCCGUAUAUAAUGCUGCCAAAGCUGCAGGGAAGCACGCGGCCUUAUUGGAGCGGAAUACUAGCGAGGUUUUUACCACCAGUGUAGGGAAUAUACGCCCGGGGGAAUUUGUGUCCGUGGUGAUCAAGUAUGUCCAUGAGUUGAAACAGGAUAUUGAGGCCGAGGGUGUGAGGUUGGUGGUUCCUACUAUCAUUUCGCCAAAAUACGGAGAUGCGGAUUUUGCAAACUUUGGAGUGGGUUGGGAUAACGGGUGGAAUAACAUGAGCGCCAAACUUGAAAAAAUUGCUGAAGGAAGCCUCGAGACUAAAGGCCUGGCAAUUGAAGUCAUGGCGACCAUGAAUGGUUCGAUUCGGGGUGUCCAGAGCCCAAGUCACCCCAUUGCUAUCAACAUCGGUUCUCACGAUGCGUCUGGCCAGGGAGAAUUUAACCCGCAGAUGGCUCGGGCAGUGUUAGCAAUUCCAAGUUCAUCAACCACAGGUCUCGAGAAGGAUUUCACUCUGAUCAUUAGCUCUACUGACAUUUCCAUGCCCCGAGCCUUCCUCGCACCUCACCCUGAUAUACCUUCAAAGUCAACCCUCCUGGUCACACUGGUUCCACGUUUCGAGCUCCCUCAGCAGCGGCCAGAGGUUGUCUUUGUAGUUGAUCGUUCGGGUAGCAUGAACGAUAAGAUGGCUACAGUCCGCUCUGCGCUUCACCUGUUCCUGGCCUCUUUGCCAGUAGGCGUGCACUUUAAUAUCAUUUCCUUCGGAUCUAGACACUCAAGCCUCUGGCCCAAAUCCCAACUCUAUAGCGCUGAAUCUUUCGAAGCUGCUAAGAGGCAUGUCGAUGGCAUGGACGCGGGCAUGGGCGGGACAGAAAUGCUUGCUCCCUGUAGUCAAGCUGUGUCAAGUCGACUGAAAGACAUGAAUCUGGAGGUCCUUGUAUUAACCGAUGGAGAUAUAUGGAAGACAGAAGUGUUGUUCGACUUUAUCAACAAAAGCACUUCUACUGGCGACGCGAGGUUUUUUUCCCUGGGUAUUGGUACAAGCGUGAGUCACCUACUCGUUGAAGGAAUUGGCAGAGCUGGAAAAGGAUAUUCGCAAAUUGUCGGUGCAGGGGAUAAUAUGCAGAAGAAGAUCAUGCGUAUGCUCAAAUCCGCACUCACUCCACAUGUCAAUGAUUGGAGAAUCGACUGGGAGGGAAAAGAUGCCAUCAUGUCCUCCUUUUCACAGGAAAACACAGCAGAGCCCACCAUCCAUGCCCCAAUAUCUCUUUAUGACACUUCCAGCAAUCCCGAUGAGGCAAAACCGACAGAGUCCCCCCUCCCUGCACGUCCACCAAUUCUUCAAGCUCCAUCAACCAUCCCAUCUCUUUAUUCCUUCACGCGAACAAGUGUCUACUUCCUCUUGGCGGGCUGCGCAGCCCCGAAGGUUAUUCGCCUCCUCGGCACAGCACACGAUCCCAAUACAAACUCUAUUCACCCCCUCGCACUCAAUAUCCCUGUCGCCACUGUUACCUCAUCCUCAUCGGCCCUCGGUCUUUACUCGCUCCUGGGUCGCAAGCUUUUACAGGAUCUCGAAGAAGAUCGCUGCGGAUAUCUACCCGUCCACUCUCCGCACAAAGACGACGAAGGCACAUAUUUGGGAGUUACGUUUGGGCUGGCGUCAAAAUGGACGAGUUUUGUGGCUGUUGCGACCGGUGAUGGGGACGAAGAAGAGGAUAUUGAACCUAAUGUAUUAACACCCCAAGGCUCAGAUGAUGAGGAACCCACAUCAAAAAGACAUUGCCAGAGCUAUAAUAGCCCUGUGGGAGUACUUACUGGGGCCUUAAGAGUAAGGGCAAGCGGAUCGCUUUCAGCGAAUAUGCGCAUGGGCGCACGCCCGAAGAUCGGAACCCCGUCGUCGUAUUCUCCAGCCCAACAACAACAACAACAACAACAACAACAACAACAACAACAACAGCAACAACAACAACAACAACAACAACAACAACAACAACAACAGCAGCAGCAGCAGCAGCUGCAACCGUUCAAUGCGCAAUAUGUGAGGCGGGCGUCGCGGCGGUACUCCGCGUAUAUUAGCGCGCCCAAAUCUACUAGCACGAUCGAAUCUACUAGCACGAUCGAAUCUACUAGCACGGACGACACACCCAGCGGCAUCAUAGCGAAGCUAUCACGCUUGCAGUUAUUUUCAGGUCACUUUGAGUUUUCACAAGCUUUACUUAAUGUCAUCGGGGUAUCAGAAAAUGCGAUUAAAGGGGCGGGCGACUGGUCUGAAAACGGGGAAGAACCGACCUGGGUGUCAGUUGUUGUAGUUGUUUGGUUACGGAAACUAUUGGCGAAAUAUAACGAGGAAUGGGAAAUGAUGGCAGAUAAGGCGUGGGACUGCGCUAUGAGUGAGCUAGGCGCAGAGAAGGUCAAGAAGAUGGAAGUUGAAGCGGAAAAAAUUGUGAAGGGAAGUACCAGGGUCUUCGACUAG
This is a messenger RNA of Morchella sextelata, 2742 nucleotides long. RefSeq lists its product as uncharacterized. Bases 1 to 2742 code for a protein of 913 amino acids. NCBI's taxonomy places the organism in Eukaryota, Fungi, Ascomycota, Pezizomycetes, Pezizales, Morchellaceae. The transcript has a single exon. The record is from RefSeq and is a predicted model, not a curated record.